UUAUUUAUUUGUUUAUGCCUUGGUCGAAAAUCUAAUUCGACGGGGAGGUUCGGGGCUUUGACUUGGGCAAAACGAGAAGAUCCGCUCGUCACUACAUUCCCUCUCUUGUCUGAACUGGAAAGAGGGUAAAAAGACCAAACAGUGUCGGGACAGGAUCAAACAAACACAGCUCAUAUUCCCUCUCUCUCUCGCUUGACCCGCAACAACCAAACUGGCUAAUUUAGCAUCGAUUACUAUUGCAGUGAUUGUUUGAUUACCAGAAGCCUAUACCAGGACUAUGUUUAGAUUCAAGAUAUGGGGUGUGUGAUUAGUCGAGAAGUCUCAUCUGAAAAAACCUCAGAGGUGAAAGAGGAUAGGAAUUUGAGUGCUGGAUCGAACGGGAAGAUAGAUGAAAACUCCACGGGGACAGCUGAAGGGGAAGUGGUUGAGGUCCAGAACGUUGGCAACCAAAAGGAAGAGAGAAAUGAUUAUGAUGGUGGGGCCCAGGUUCAGCAGCCCCGGGGCAGAAGGAGAAGGUCAAAGCCAAACCCAAGGCUAAGUAACCCUCCGAAGCAUUUGCGGGGGGAGCAAGCAGCGGCUGGGUGGCCCCCGUGGCUUACGGCAGUGUGUGGAGAAGCACUUAGUGGGUGGAUUCCUCGGAAGGCUGACACAUUUGAGAAAAUUGAUAAGAUUGGGCAAGGAACAUAUAGCAAUGUGUACAAAGCUAAAGACAUGUUGACUGGUAAAAUUGUUGCACUAAAGAAGGUUCGGUUUGACAAUUUGGAGCCUGAGAGUGUGAAGUUCAUGGCCAGAGAGAUUCUUAUUUUGCGAAGAUUGGAUCAUCCCAAUGUUGUAAAGUUGGAAGGUUUAGUCACAUCAAGAAUGUCCUGUAGUUUGUAUUUGGUGUUUAAUUACAUGGAGCAUGAUUUGGCUGGACUUGCUGCAAGCCCAGGGAUCAAGUUCACCGAGCCUCAGGUCAAAUGUUACAUGCACCAGCUAUUAUCAGGACUUGAGCACUGUCAUCACCUUCGAGUACUUCACCGUGAUAUUAAAGGAUCAAAUCUUCUUAUUGACAAUGAAGGAAUACUUAAGAUAGCUGACUUUGGAUUGGCAUCUUUCUUUGAUCCUAACCAUAAGCUGCCGAUGACUAAUCGUGUAGUUACACUUUGGUAUCGACCUCCUGAGUUGCUUCUUGGUGCCACAGAAUAUGGUGUGGGAGUGGACCUUUGGAGCGCAGGUUGCAUUUUGGGAGAGUUAUUGGCAGGAAAGCCAAUUAUGCCUGGUCGCACAGAGGUUACAGUGGAGCAGCUGCAUAAGAUAUACAAACUAUGUGGUUCCCCCUCAGAUGAGUACUGGAAGAAGUCAAAGUUGCCCAAUGCUACCUUGUUUAAACCUCGAGAGCCUUACAAGAGAUGCAUACGAGAGACAUUUAAAGAUUUUCCACCUUUUGCACUUAUGCUUAUUGAUACUCUUCUUGCACUUGAUCCUGCAGAACGGAAGACUGCAUCAGAUGCCUUAAGAAGUGAGUUCUUCACCACAGAACCUUAUGCCUGUGAUCCUUCUAGUCUUCCCAAAUAUCCGCCAAGCAAGGAAAUGGAUGUUAAACAGCGAGACGAUGAAGCAAGGAGACAACGAGCUGCAGGCAAAGCUCAAGUUGAUGGUGCAAAGAAACCCCGAACACGUAAUCGUGCUAAACCUAAUCCUGCUCCUGAAGCCAACGCUGAGCUUCAAUCCAACAUUGAUAGAAGGCGUCUAAUAACUCGUGCAAAUGCAAAGAGCAAGAGCGAGAAGUUCCCGCCUCCACAUCAAGAUGGACAACUUGGUUUUCCCUUGGGAUCUUCACAUCAUAUUGAUUCAGAUAUUGUUCCUCCUGAUGUCUCUUUUAGUUCAACCUCAUUUACGCAUUCAAAAGAACCGUUCCAAGCUUGGUCAGGUCCCAUUGAUGCACCCAAGCAGAAGAAACAUGCUACCAGUGAUGCACUGGAUUUAUCGAAACAACGUACAGGUGCCCUCAAGAGUAAACGUUAAGGGAAAGAAAUUCAUUGCUUAGAUAUAUUCAUUGCAUUAUAUAGAAUCAAAGUAAGAAAUUUCUCCGCCUUUGCUGCCAUAUUUGGGAUGAAGUCCAGAAGCCGCCAAAUCUGAAUUGUGAUCGGGCCUGUUGCUUGCCUGCUUCCAGAAUGAAGUAUUGCUCAACUCAAGUGCAAGGGUAACAUCUUUUUUCCAAUCUCACCCUUCUUUUCUUUCUCCCAUUCAACUACUUUUUUGUAUAUUGCUUUAUAUGGAUUUACAUCCGCCCUUCUAUGUUCAAUCUGCUGAUAGAGCGAACAAUUAUUAUAUAAUGUACAUGGCGAUUAUAUCAUUAUCGGGAUACUUUUUCAUGAAGUUGAUGAAGAUGAAUCCUUGAGAUAUUUUUUUUGUCCUCUUUAGUCAGUGAGAUAGGUAGCGCUCUGUGGUACAGACGAACACACUGAAAUGUGGGUGAGUAUCUUCAAAUCCUAUACCCAAAAUUCUUGAAGGACGAUACUGCCGUCCCAGAAAAUAUCAGAGUAUAAAGUUCAAGUUGGGGUUGUCAUUUGUCUCCCGAAGCUCGAGCUGCCCCAAAUGGCCCGUGGUCAGUUUUUGACAGGGAGAUGAUGUCCACUGCCAACGCUCUACAAAGAACUUGAAAUCCUAGUAUUGUGGAGCGUGCAUGUUGAAGAUAUUCUCGGUAUGGCUGCUUCGGAAGCUGCGUUGAACUAGGAAGCGAAUCCACAGGCAAAACUUGAGAAAUGACCUGGGUAUAGUGGCCAGUGGGUGAGAGUGCUGCGGAAGAAGAUGAACAACAAUGUUGUUUAUAGUUUUUGUUUACAAAUUGUGUGCGAUCUAAUGAUGUUUGCAUUGACAGCUUAUGACGAAUUAGAAACAGAUGUGUGUGUGUGAAAAUUAGUUGUUCACACCAAAGGAAGAGAGAACAAAUUAACAAUCAUGCCAGUGAACAGUGAAUGUUGAAUAGUAUUUAUCUAUUUUUCUUUCAUAUGAUAAGUUGAUUGAUUGAUUUUGUGCUAA
Messenger RNA from Prosopis cineraria, 3024 nucleotides. Its product is annotated as probable serine/threonine-protein kinase At1g54610. Gene Ontology annotation, biological process: positive regulation of transcription elongation by RNA polymerase II; protein phosphorylation. Gene Ontology annotation, molecular function: cyclin-dependent protein serine/threonine kinase activity; ATP binding; RNA polymerase II CTD heptapeptide repeat kinase activity. Bases 295 to 2007 code for a protein of 570 amino acids. Lineage: Eukaryota; Viridiplantae; Streptophyta; Magnoliopsida; Fabales; Fabaceae. The record is from RefSeq and is a predicted model, not a curated record. Gene Ontology annotation, cellular component: nucleus; cyclin-dependent protein kinase holoenzyme complex. The transcript is spliced from 8 exons.